Synchiropus splendidus (mandarinfish) is the source of this 1088-nucleotide messenger RNA. RefSeq names its product jeltraxin-like. The transcript is spliced from 5 exons. The record is from RefSeq and is a predicted model, not a curated record. NCBI's taxonomy places the organism in Eukaryota, Metazoa, Chordata, Actinopteri, Syngnathiformes, Callionymidae. Bases 78 to 947 code for a protein of 289 amino acids.
UAGGUUUCAUUUCUCAGCUCGCGGAGGGUUGUCGUGACAAACACUUCGACGCAGGAGCUGGACGGCAGAGGCUCACCAUGUCGGGGAAAGCUGUCGCUGUGCUCUUGCUGGCAGUCCAGUUGUCAGCUGUGAUGGCGAAAGAAUCGACCCGGUGGCCACCAACUACAGCCUCUCCAAGAAAUAACUUGGUUGGGAAGAUGGUGACGCUGGCAACUUAUGGAGGUGGGGGAGUCACCUUCUACCCUCCAUAUUACUCGCCGGAUCCCACUGUCAAUGCGUCCCAACAAUGGCCCACCACUGCAUGGCCGACCAGACCUCGAUUCUGGACCACCCCACCAUCAACUACAGGAGUCUCCGUGUGUCUGCGCUUCAUCAAGGAUUUCAGACAAGAGAGCCCCAUCUUCCAGCUGGACCCAGGAAGCUACCGCUCACUCUUUCUGACUAAUCGUGGCCAGGACUACUGGAUGUCGCAGAGUAGAUAUGGCUCCCAAUAUCUCAUGACCCCUAAUUUACAAAUCUGGCCGAACCUUUACCCGGAGAUCUGGUCUCGGGUGUGUCUGGUGGUGGACAGCAUGAAGAACGUGGCCCAGUUGUACAGUGGGUCAUACAUGAGCGCCAGGAAGUUGAUCCCUUCGCAGAUUGGGUGGUCAGGUCGUCCUAUGAUUGACAUCACAGAAUUUGACGGACAAGUGACAGAUAUCCAGAUUUGGGAUUAUGCCAUCAGCUCCAACAUGGUCUACUACUACAUGAUCCGCGGUACUGCCGGUGGAAAUGCUCUGACCUGGUCGAACAUCGGCUACUCAGCCAGAGGACGGAUCCUGAUGGAGGACAGCUACCAGUACAUGCUGAAGGAGGAGGAAGCCGGACAGCGAGAGAGUCGCCGUCGACACAAAGCGAAGACGAUGUUCGUCUACGUGAAAGGAGGGAGGAUGAAAAACCAGAUGUGAUCACGGAUGUCAUGUAACCCAAUGUUUUUCAACCUGUGUGCUGUGGCACACUAGUGAAACACGGUCAGCAGUGCCGGAGGAAUUGAUUCACCUCAUUUAUCCUGAGAUAGAUACGAUGACAUUAAACAAUGCACAAUUCUA